This is a messenger RNA of Syzygium oleosum, 3587 nucleotides long. RefSeq lists its product as uncharacterized. Lineage: Eukaryota; Viridiplantae; Streptophyta; Magnoliopsida; Myrtales; Myrtaceae. The transcript is spliced from 13 exons. The record is from RefSeq and is a predicted model, not a curated record. Bases 671 to 2890 code for a protein of 739 amino acids.
AUGAAUCAAGAUUACUUCUUCACGAGUAUCUUGAGAGCAACCCCAUCUUCUGUUUUUCUCCCUUUUCUUUUUUUCCUCUCUUUUUUGGCGUUUUGUGUACGAAUGGUUACUGAAUGAACCCUUUUACCCUCUCUCCACCUCUCUGUCUCUCUCUUCUCUCUCUGGAAGAAUCAGAUUCUCAGAACACGAGGAACGAGUUGCUCUUCUUUUUGGCCCAUCUUUACCAUUUUGCUUCUUUUUAGCAUUUCUCUCCAGUUAAUAUGCACUGCUUCUCGCUUCAGUACUUCUCUCUCGCUUACUCCCUCUCUCCCUCUCUCUCUCCCUCGGUGCCAAAGCCAACACUUUUGCUCUGUAUUCACAUUUUUCUUCCUUUUAUGCUUUUCAUGAAACUCUUUAUGGAAAAACUCCGGUCUUCUGAUCUGCAACUCCUGCUUUUCAGAGUCGCAUAGUUGUUAACAAAGCAGAGGAGCGAAGCGAAGCGGUAGAUCUGGUUCCGGGUCGUUCAGCUCUUGGGGUCGUUUCUCAGACGCGACAACUUCUUGUGAGCCAACGAAGCCGCUUUCGCUAAAAUCAGGGGAAAGGAAAGGAAAGGAAAGAGAAAAAGAGAGAGAGCAGGAACAAAUUAAAUGAGAGCACUGUCGUUAUUGUCUCACUCGCGGUCGACUCAGAAAUGGACAAGACUCGCGACGUGAUGCGUAAAGCCAGUCGGUCCUCGCCUGCAAAGCGACACUUCGAUGGCCAACCUCUCAGAACUCACCAUAGCACCCACACCAACGACAACAAUAAUAUCUCCUCUGCUUUGGAGAGGUCGAAGAGAGAGAAGCUCAAGAAGCUGAGCUCUGUUUGCGAGAAGAGUGGGAGCUUCGUGGACACUAAAAUGAAGAAGGGCUCUGGUGCGUCCCCCAGAGAAGAAGAUGGGGUCGAAUUUGUUGCUGCUGCGAAGAAAUUGAAGCUUCCCAGAAAGUUGUUGGGCGACUGCAAUGCCGUCGACAAAGCCUCUGUUCCACGGAAGCUCCGGUCAGCCAUGAAGAAACGCAACCGUCAAUCUCUCUCUCCUACUUUGCCCGAUUCGAAGAAGACGAGCCAUUCAGUACGUGGAGGCGAAUCGCACAAAAAGAAUGGCGUAAAGAGAUUCAAAAAGGAAAGAAAUUCAGGCUGGUCCCCAAGAGCCGCUGUUUCUGGGUCCAUCACGAAAGAUGAGGAGGAAGUGGCCGAGGCCUUGUAUGCAUUGGCUGGUAUAUCUCCCAACAAUGCCACUAAUGACAACACAUCCGGCGGCGAUUCUUUGAAAGAUGGUUGUGGGGGAGCUGUGCCUGAAGUUACAGAAAGUUCAACACUCUCAAAAGUUGCACAGGGAGAGUUGAACUCGGAUAUCCUGGCUACUGGAGAUAAUGACGAGAAAUCGUCUAAAGAAACCACAAAAGCCAUUUCUUUGAGUGAACCUAAUUUGAAUGAACAGCAUGUUUUGGUAGGUAGCGCAGACCACCUUGAUGUUUCAAAAAGUAUUACUGAAGCUAAACUACAACAAACACCUCUGUGGUCUAAGAGUGAACAAAGCUAUGAGAAAUCGCACAGUGCUUGUGGUUUGGGCUUCACAACCGAGUUUGGCCUUGCCUAUAGGUUUAAGCAGUCUGAUGAGAUGGCUUGCUCACUCUCUCUAGGGAAGCAAGAAAAUAAUUACCCCCUGGCAUCAAUUACUGUAAACCAAUUGGAGCACCGGGACAUGGUCAAGGACUCGAGGAAUGAUUGUACCACCUGGUCGCUGUGCGCGUCAUCUACAAUGUCGAGUGAGGCCAACAUUCUCUUGCAGUCUCGUCCGGUCAAGAUGCCUCCCUGGUUGGACGCUGCUGUCUGUUCUACGAAGCCAGGCUCAGUGGAUACAUGCUUGUCAACCCAAAAGGUUUUCCAGACAUUGGUUGAUAAAAGGCCUUGGAAGAGGUGUGCAACUCAUGUGCAUAUAUGUCAUCUCAUUCGGCUAUUACAAACGGAAGAGAGUAAAGACAGCCUGCUACAGCCUAAGCAAAUAAAACAAGACAAAGACAGGAAGCAGGAACAAUUUGCCCAAAUCAGCCUUAAUGGGUUUCGUGGAGUCUUUUCCGCUGCUGGCAUAGAGUCGGACACUAAAAGGAGACUUGAUGAGGUUAGAAGUGUUACACUUCUGCCAAAGAACCACACUCAAGAUAGGCAGGUCGCAUGUCCACCUUCAAUAUUCCCCAAAUCGGAGAAGCUGGCUUUCGAUUUCCUGUCUCUGUCGGCUGGAGGUGGUGGGGUCAAUUUCAGGAAUACCAGUGGUAGUGCUGGAAGAGUAGACAAGUCAGAGGCUCGGCCCCAACUGAGUUUUCCUUAUGUUGAUUCUCUUACUCAACGACAUAUCUCCAUGGGUCAAAAUCAUUAUUUGUCUGCUUACUGCGACCAGCUCUCAGGAGUAGCAUUGCAGCAGGGCCAGAUGCAGCUACCUGGCUUCCUUGGCAGUUCUGGAUCUCCGUCUGUGCUUAAUGGGACAAUGGUUUCGGCUAAGGAACAGCAACAUCAACAGCUGCUUUGGGCAGCCCAAGUAUCGGCUCAGUGCAAGCCUGUGGCUGUGGCUAAUUCCAAGACCAUGGCUCAGUAUCCUAGUUGGCAAGGUGGAAUACGAGGGUGUCCUACCCUGAUCCCACGUCCUCAAGCAGUCCUUCCUCCUUCACCUUCUGCACUCGAAGUACUCGGCCCUAAAUACACUCCCAUACCGAAUCAUCUUCAUCACCAGCUCCCUUCCCUUAAUUCAUCAAUGCCUCAUCAUGGCAUGAAAAGGCAAGACCACCAUCCCCACUCUGUUUACCAAGAAACCACGGCCCGGUUUUACACUGGUGGCUCAUUGCCAUUGCAGCUACUAUGCAACGAGCACCUUUGAAGUGAGGUGUGCGGCUUUGAAUUGAGCUGCUGAAUGCUCUUCAACUUUGAGAUGAGCAAAUCGAAAUUGAGCUCCCAUGGACAAUGUGUGUUGGACUCUGAUUGGUGGCCAUCAUUGACCAGUUGAAGUAGCGGUGAAGAACGAGGACGCACUUGUAUGCAAGUGGGGCAUAAUCAAUGAAGACACCAUUCAUAACUCAACUCUUAUAAGAUGCGCAGAAGUGCAGAUUGAUUGGAGGAAACUCGAGGCUUCAUCGGCGAGAUAUUUCUACGCAUAAGUGGUGGCUCAACCCCUGAAUAGAUCCAUCUCUUGGUGUUUGAGUUCUUAACUCGUUGGGCUGAGGGAGAAGCUACAGUUUCUCUCUUAUAUAUGGACAGCUUCUGCGAACUUUAGUUAAUCUCAUCUACAUAUAGAGCCAUUUUGUUCCUGUUCUUCCACAUGUGAUGUACAGGUCAGGCACUCUGGCUCAGGUGUUGAUACUUUGUUAGAGGUACUAAAAGCUGGAGGAAGACUUGAGGGAAGAGGAACGAUUCUUCAAAUGCUUAAUUGCUUGUAUGGAGUCUUUAGUAGAGAGCUUGAAGUUUCAAUAGUUAAACGGUAGGACAUUUCCUUUUGCAAAACCUUAGGUAUAUUUCACAUGUAUAUAUUUAGAUGACGAUUGAAUUUUCAUAUAUUUCACAUGUGUAUGUUUUGAUGA